CCUGCCCUGGAGAAGGAUUUAGGUUUGGAGUCUGUUAACGGGUAAUGGUUUAAGAUCAUGGCUGAGCAAAGGCAACGGGCCCUGUCCACAUCAGGAGAGGCUCUGUACCAGGUUCUUGGCCUUGACAAGAACUGUACCCAUGAUGACAUCAAGAGAUCCUACAGGAAGCUCGCUUUGAAAUAUCAUCCUGACAAGAACCCCGAGAACCCCGACGCCACUGACAAAUUUAAAGAGCUCAACAAUGCCCAUGCGGUGCUGUCUGACGUCACUAAGAGGAACAUUUAUGACAAGUAUGGCUCUCUGGGUCUGUAUGUGUCGCAGCAGUUCGGGGAGGAGAACGUGAACACGUACUUCAUGCUCUCCAGCUGGUGGGCAAAGGGUCUGUUUGCCAUCUGCGGCUUGCUGACAGGUUGCUAUUUCUGCUGUUGUCUGUGCUGCUGUUUCAACUGCUGUUGUGGAAAGUGCAAACCACACACACCUGGAGAAGAGGACACUGAGUGCUAUGUGUCUCCUGAAGACCUGGAGGAGCAGAUCCGUACGGACAACGAGAGAGAUGGUGACACUCCGAUUGUGCUGCAGCCAACCAACGCUAGUGAGAAGACCCAGCUGAUCGGGGAUGGACACAGAACAUACACCUAAAUGCAAACGAGUUAUUGAUAGUUACUAAUUUGAAAAUUCUUUUUGAAAAUAUUGAUGUAUUUUACAAUAUACUGCUUAUUUUAGGACAGAGAAAGUAAAAAUACUCACCCUCUUAAGCUGUGUUUAGUCAUGCUGUCUGUAAAUAACAGAUAUUAUAUUAUUCUUAUGCUUAAUGUGCAAUUAAAACAGAAAAUGUGAUUAAUUUUUUUUGAAUUGUUCUCCUUUAAAUUAUAAAUGUAUGUCUUACAGGUUUUAAAAUAAGAAUUCAGAUAUUUCCGUA
Messenger RNA from Pimephales promelas (fathead minnow), 919 nucleotides. RefSeq names its product DnaJ heat shock protein family (Hsp40) member C5 beta (gene dnajc5b). NCBI's taxonomy places the organism in Eukaryota, Metazoa, Chordata, Actinopteri, Cypriniformes, Leuciscidae. The record is from RefSeq and is a predicted model, not a curated record.